AUGAUUGAGAGACGAUCUAUCUUAAGGCUCACCGACACUGCCAGUCUGGCAGAACUGGCCCACCGUGAAUAUCAAGCCGGUGACUAUGAGAGGGCUGAACAACAUUGCAUGCAGUUGUGGCAUCAAGACCCGGAAAAUACAUCUACCCUUCUGCUGUUGAGUUCUAUCCACUUCCAAUGCCGCCGAAUGGAGCGCUCAGCCUACUUCAGUCAACUGGCAAUAAAACAAAAUCCUUUGAUGGCCGAAGCCUACUCUAACUUGGGCAACGUGUUCAAGGAACGUGGGCAGCUAAAAGAUGCCAUUGAUAACUACAGACAUGCUCUUGGAAUUAAGCCGGAUUUCAUCGAUGGUUACAUAAAUCUUGCCGCGGCGCUUGUUGCCGCCGGAGACAUGGAGUCAGCUGUGAGUGCAUACGCCACAGCGCUGCAGUACAAUCCAGUGAGUUCUGGGCUGGGUUUUCAUUCGUGUUAA
This is a messenger RNA of Echinostoma caproni, 471 nucleotides long. The record is from the annotation of a GenBank genome assembly. NCBI's taxonomy places the organism in Eukaryota, Metazoa, Platyhelminthes, Trematoda, Plagiorchiida, Echinostomatidae.